Molecule: messenger RNA, 1903 nt
Organism: Ceratina calcarata
Lineage: Eukaryota; Metazoa; Arthropoda; Insecta; Hymenoptera; Apidae
Gene: Rpn5
Product: regulatory particle non-ATPase 5
Exons: 8
Coding region: 324-1682 (452 amino acids)
Cellular component (GO): cytoplasm; proteasome regulatory particle, lid subcomplex
Source: RefSeq, a predicted model, not a curated record
ACUGGACAAAACUUAUGCAGCUAUAUUUCGCGUAUGUAGAAGUAGCGACAGCGACGUGAAAAACUAACCGUGUUCGUUCUUUGGUGGAUGACAAUCAUUUUUGAGUCAUCUUCGAGGAGAGUAAUGUUAAAUGUACACGAAUUAUACAUACGAAUUGAUACCUAAACAGAAAUAAUUUGUACGUCUCUACUUAUCGAACAGUGAGAGAAUAAAUUUCGAGUAAAGGAUUGAUGGUUAUUGCUUACAAGUGAUCGCAUCAGCGAAACGGAAAUUACUUACUUUACGAUUUUUGCAUACUUUAAUAAGCACAAGGACUUGCAAACAUGCCUGAGAGUGUGAUAGAUUCUGGGAAGAUUGUGAAGAUGGAGGUGGAUUAUAGCAGUAAUUGCGAUACAAAAAUUCCUGAAAGCAUAAAAUUGGCUCAGGAAGGAAAGCUGCACGAUGCUCUGGAUCAAUUACUGGCAUUGGAAAAACUAGCUAGAACCGCCGCAGACAUGCCAUCCACGUCGAGAAUCCUUGUAGCUGUUGUCCAAAUCUGUUUUGAGGCGAAGAACUGGCCAGUUUUAAACGAGCAUAUAGUUUUGUUGUCGAAAAGACGGUCUCAGUUGAAACAGGCUGUUACAAAAAUGGUUCAGGAAUGUUGUACUUAUGUAGAGAAAACUCCUGACAAGGAAAGCAAAAUAAAAUUGAUCGAAACGUUGCGUGCUGUGACAGAAGGAAAGAUAUACGUGGAAGUCGAAAGGGCAAAACUCACUCAUCAGUUGGCAAAAAUCAAAGAAGAAGAUGGAGACAUCUCAGGUGCUGCAGCUGUUAUGCUCGAGUUGCAAGUUGAAACCUACGGUAGUAUGUCACGUCUGGAGAAAGCAGCACUUAUUCUAGAGCAAAUGCGACUAUGUUUAGCAAAGAAAGAUUUCAUGCGAACACAGAUAAUAGCUAAGAAGAUCAACAUUAAAUUCUUCACUGAUGAUAAUGAUGAGGAAACGCAGACCCUCAAAUUAAAAUACUACGAUCUAAUGAUGGAGUUGGCUCGACAUGAAGGCUGGCACUUGGAACUAUGUAGACAUAAUCGGGCGGUGUUGGAAACUCCAACUGUAAAGAACGAUCCCAAAAAAAGACACACCGCUCUUUCACGAGCUGUACUUUACCUCGUACUUGCGCCGCAUGAGCCAGAACAAGCCGACUUGACUCAUAGACUGCUUAGCGAUAAACUCUUGGACGAGAUACCAACAUACAAGGAGCUGUUACGUCUUUUCGUAAACCCCGAGUUGGUCAAAUGGUCCGGGCUUUGCGAGAUUUACGAGAAGGAACUUAGAGCCACGGAAGUCUUUAGCCCAUGGACCGACGAGGGUAACAAGCGAUGGACCGACCUUCGAAAUCGCGUUGUUGAACACAAUAUCCGGAUAAUUGCCAAAUAUUACACAAAAAUCACGUUAACGCGUAUGGCUGAAUUAUUGGAUUUACCCGUUGAGGAAACGGAAGCCUGUCUGUGCAGUUUAGUAGAAACUGGAGUUAUAAAUGCGCGCACGGAUCGUCCAGCCGGUGUGGUUCGUUUCACAGGAACGCAGGAGCCAGCCGCGCUCUUGGACGCAUGGGGAGCCUCGUUAUCGAAACUGAUGAGUCUCGUCAAUCACACGACUCAUCUCAUUCACCAAGAAGAAAUGUUAGCUGUAGCUCAAUCCUGAAAGAUAAAUUUGCUCUGCGCCUUGUAUCUCCUUUCUUUCUUCUGUCUUUUCUUCCCCUCUGCCGGCCAACAUCUUUAUUCAUUAUGCAAUUCUUUUAAACGUAUAGUUCUCACGGAACGUAUAGAACUAUAUACAAAUUUUGCAUUUGUAGCUGGAAGAACCCUUUCAUCCUUUUUUAACGCGUGUAACAAAUCGUGCAAAUAAACGUGUAAUAAAAUUAA